Hibiscus syriacus is the source of this 1588-nucleotide messenger RNA. RefSeq lists its product as uncharacterized. Bases 162 to 1073 code for a protein of 303 amino acids. The record is from RefSeq and is a predicted model, not a curated record. The transcript is spliced from 4 exons. NCBI's taxonomy places the organism in Eukaryota, Viridiplantae, Streptophyta, Magnoliopsida, Malvales, Malvaceae.
AAAACCCUAGCAGCGUGUUGUAUUUGCCGCUUUGAUUAUCGCCUCUCUUAAACAAAACCCUCAACCCCCCGGAAAUUUAGGGAUGAAAGAUUUCUGAGUUUCAUAAGAGGUUCUUCGAUUUUUAUAUAUCUGGAGGUGGUUCAAGCGGCGACGGAGGAGAGAUGAACGGUUGUGAUAAGAAGUGGGGCAAAGUUGGGUACACAGGAGGUGCAUAUGAUAAGAUGGUGAUCACUCCGAUAAUGCUUAGAUUCCGGCCGAUAGCUCCGAAACCAGUUUCUGGUGAGUCGAGAUCCGAUGGGGGUGGGAUUGAUAACAAAAAUUUGUUGCUUUGUAUGCCGAGAGCUAAAAGAAAGUACGUUAGGGUUCGAAAGAAUAAUAUCAGGAAAAAGAAAAUAUCAUCAUCAGAAUCAGAUCCACUUCAUCAUGAUGAAACUUGUAAGUGUCCUGGAAAUAUUGUCACUUUGCAGUUAUUACCAGAGAAAACUGAAGGGAACGGAUUGGUUAACAAUCAAACCGGUAGAGUUUUAGAUGAAAAUCACGAUCCACCUUAUUUAUCUAACUCGAACUUCAAUUACCGUUGGGUUGAUCGCAUGGGAGUUGUUGAAGAACCUAAUCGCACGGUGUUGAUGAGUCAAAGGAGGAAGGCCACAGUGGUGGAACUGGAGUCGUGGGUGACGGUGGAGAGCGUGACGGACGGUUGCAUGGAAGUGAGGGAGUUAGGGAGUACGGACGUGGAAAGGAUAAAGAAUCUAGAGGCUGACACGUGUCCAGGGUUUAUAUCAGAUGGUUUGUAUAGAGUUCAGUGGGUUAACGAAGCUUACAAGAGGAUGUUGAUGGUAGUAGCGGAAGCGAAUGAAUGGGAGCCACCAUCCCCACCGCCGGAGAUAACGGUGUGGCUUGUGUUGAAACAAGAAUUGCCUAGGUUUUGCACUGCAUUUUCAUGCAAGGUGAGGUUGCAGUAUAUGUGGCACAAGGAGAAGCUUUCGAGAAUGCUGCCAUGUGAUGUCUGGAAAAUGGACGGUGGUUUCGCAUGGCGGCUGGACGUCGAGGCUGCUCUCAGUCUCGGACGGUAAGGGAGAUUAGGAUUCAAAGAAGUAAAUAAGGGGGGAAAGAGGCGAAUUAGUAGAAUAAUCAGAUUUUCUGAUUGAGGGCCGUUCGACAACAAAGGGCCAAAAACAAAGAACGGAACUUGGCAAGCGUAUAUAUUUAUAUAUGCAUGCAUGCAUGGUGCAUGGUGCAUGGAAAGUAAUGAACUUAGGGGAUUGUGAGAAGGAUCGUGUUGAAUAAUUUUCAAGGCUUGAGAGUUGAGAUUUUUGGUCGAAACAUCAAUCAAACUUCACCAAAUUACAAAAGUAAAGGCUUUUGCACAUAUUGAGCCUAAGCAAGUUCCGGAACAAUUGAAGAGUAGGAUUGAUCAGGGAAAAGACAAAGAGAUAUAGGAUUCGAGAAGGUAGACAAGCAAAGUUAGGUAGCUGAGACAACAUUACUCCUGCAACUAUCAGAUCAGAAGCAACUUAAAUAGUAUGUCAUUUUAUUAUGUAAAUCAGUGUUGACAUGUAAUCAAACGUUUAAGUCGUGCAUGCUGUGA